This is a messenger RNA of Rattus rattus (black rat), 430 nucleotides long. Its product is annotated as prostatic steroid-binding protein C1. Bases 37 to 372 code for a protein of 111 amino acids. The transcript has 3 exons. NCBI's taxonomy places the organism in Eukaryota, Metazoa, Chordata, Mammalia, Rodentia, Muridae. The record is from RefSeq and is a predicted model, not a curated record.
UUCAUUUGCUCACCAUUUGCUAAGUAGAGAACUGAAAUGAGCACCAUUAAGCUGAGCCUGUGUCUUCUGAUCAUGCUGGCUGUUUGUUGCUAUGAAGCUAAUGCUAGCCAGAUCUGUGAACUUGUUGCUCAUGAAACCAUAAGCUUCUUAAUGAAAAGUGAGAAAGAACUGAAGAAGGAACUUGAGAUGUAUAAUGCACCUCCAGCAGCUGUUGAAGCAAAACUGGAAGUGAAGAGAUGUGUAGACCAGAUGAGCUAUGGAGACAGAUUGGUAGUAGCAGAAACAAUGGUAUACGUUUUUUUGGAAUGUGGUGUGAAACAAUGGGUAGAAACAUAUUAUCCUGAGAUCGAUUUCUUCUACGAUAUGAACUGAUUUUUCCUGUUCAAUGUGAUGGUUUCAAAGUCUUGCACCAAUAAAUUAUUCUCCUUGC